AUGGCACACAUAACACACGUUCCUGAAGAAGUACUGAUCAUGAUUUUCAAGAUGCUGGAUUUAUCGGAUCAUCAUAACUUGUUUAAUACUUGCCAGUAUUUUAGACAUGUACUUGCUAACUCCGGGAUUUCAAAAUUUAGUAUGUUCAUGAAUAAAAUGGCAACUGUGAAUAUACUGAAGACACAGUACUUCAAAUCAAUAUCAGUAAACCUGUUGGAGCUCAACAUGAAAGCUGUUCCUGACUUAAAGUCAGUGAAAUUGGUUUUACCAGCUCUUAAACGAUUAAAACGCCUAAAGACAUUAGAUAUUUCAUAUACAAAUCUAAAUAUUCCUGACCUACAAGAAAUAGUCAAAGUAUGUCCCAGUUUAAAGAAUAUAGUGGUUAACUUUGUGUUCGGUAGAUCUCCUAUUAUUCGGAUUGAUGAAAACAUGUUGAAGGACUAUCAGGAAUUAUUCAAUCAGUUUGAAAAUAUUCAUUUUGUAGGAUCUUUGACUAAUUUACUAUUAUCUCGGACAGUUGUUUAUAUGUUGGAGAAAGCAAAGUUAGAAACAUUAAAACUGAGUGCCGCUGAGUAUGAUCAUAUGAACACAUCACUUGUAGAAAGAUUUACACCCUGUGUUGCACCAAGCUUUGAUCAUUUGGCACUUUUCUUAGUAGAUUGGAGAGCUAAAAGAACAUAUGACUUCCUCUCAAAUUUUCCUAUUAUAGCAGCUCUAAAUUGGAAAGACUAUGAAUUUUGUGUGAUAUCCAUAAUGCAUGUUCAUAAUAUGACUGUUUGUGCUUCACCAAAAUUAUGUCCAUUUUUCACAAAACAUUUUAAUGUAAAUGUGGAAUCCAUGACAGAUCAUACUAGAAAUCUUGUAGGAAAUAUUGCCUUAAUGAUGUGGAAAAGAGAAACAACACAGUUUGAUGAUAUAUUUUUUAAUAGAUUGUAUGAAAGAGUUAAGCCAUAUUUCCCUUUUUAUUAUAAGGAAACAAGUCAAGAUAUUUGUCCACCUAAUUAUGACUGGGUCUUUACAGAGCCAACCCCAUGUCUUAUUGAUAUGGGAGAACCUUCUUCAAAGGAGAGCAAGAGAAGGAAAACGUUAGUGCCCACUGUAGUACUAGAUUAUGAUCAUGUGUUUUUACAGAAAUCUAAGGCCCAAAUUAAUAUAACUUUUAAAUUUGAAACAGUAUCUGCCAUAUUAUUGCCAACAUAUGCUGACUAUUUUCAAAAAAUAACAUUCUUCAGUAUAUCAGGUGGAGCUGUAAAUUAUCAUUCUGAAUUCUUUUCAAUAUUGUUUCAGAAUUUCUAUAAUUUAGUUACUUUGUCAGUGGAGUGCCCUAAUAUGACAUCACGCGGUUAUAGCCAUAAUGUUUGUCGUGCUAUUAAAGCUAGUAAAUCAUUAAAAAAUUUACGUAUUGUAGAUAAGGGAGUAGAUUUCCAGAAGCUAUUUGAUUCGCUUGGUGAGUGUAGUACUUUAGAAAAUAUUAAUUUAGUCGAUCUGAAACAAUGGGAUCACACUAAAACUGCGGAUCCAGACAACUUAGUAAGAUCAUGUACUAACUUAUACAGUGUUUUUAUAGAAGCACUAUAUGAUCAAACAUCUCUAAAAAAACAGAUUCAAUUGUUUAAUAAAGCAAAGUCAACAAGAAGGAGGCCUCAACUUAAGGUUGCGGUUAACUUUGAGGCCAAUCCUUUCCCAUUUAAGUACAAUUAUGAUCCAUUUCUGGAUGUGUUUCAAUUAAAUCCAAUAAAACCAACAUAA
Molecule: messenger RNA, 1749 nt
Organism: Spodoptera littoralis (African cotton leafworm)
Lineage: Eukaryota; Metazoa; Arthropoda; Insecta; Lepidoptera; Noctuidae
Source: the annotation of a GenBank genome assembly